Molecule: messenger RNA, 3961 nt
Organism: Artibeus jamaicensis (Jamaican fruit-eating bat)
Lineage: Eukaryota; Metazoa; Chordata; Mammalia; Chiroptera; Phyllostomidae
Gene: TSR1
Product: TSR1 ribosome maturation factor
Exons: 15
Coding region: 18-2432 (804 amino acids)
Biological process (GO): maturation of SSU-rRNA from tricistronic rRNA transcript (SSU-rRNA, 5.8S rRNA, LSU-rRNA); ribosome biogenesis; endonucleolytic cleavage of tricistronic rRNA transcript (SSU-rRNA, 5.8S rRNA, LSU-rRNA)
Cellular component (GO): preribosome, small subunit precursor; nucleus
Molecular function (GO): U3 snoRNA binding; GTPase activity; GTP binding
Source: RefSeq, a predicted model, not a curated record
UACACGUGAGCUGCAGGAUGGCAGCCCACCGCUCUGGUCCGCUCAAACAGCAGAAUAAAGCUCAUAAAGGCGGGCGGCAUCGAGGUCGUGGAUCCGCGCAGCGGGAUGGCAAGGGUCGUCUAGCACUGAAAAGCCUAAGUAAGAAGGUGAGAAAGGAGCUCAGCAGAGUAGACCAGAGGCACCGCGCCAGCCAGCUCCGAAAGCAGAAGAAGGAGGCGGUUCUGGCAGAGAAGAGACAGCUGGGCAGCAAGGAUGGCCCUCCUCAUCAGGUACUCGUGGUUCCCCUGCACAACAGGAUUUCUCUGCCAGAGGCGUUUCAGCUGCUUCAGAAUAGGGACACUGGAACAGUACACUUGAAUGAAUGGGGAAGCACCCACAGCUUUAUGCUGUUAUGCCCCGUCUUGAAACAUCGAUGGUUUUUCACAUCUGCCAGGCCAGGGGAUCUGCACACUGUACUAGACUUGGCUAAAGUGGCCGAUACCAUCCUGUUUCUUCUUGAUCCACUAGAAGGCUGGGAUAGUACUGGGGAUUAUUGCCUUUCCUGCCUCUUUGCCCAGGGCCUUCCCACCUAUACACUAGCAAUCCAGGGGAUUUCUGGCCUCCCACCAAAGAAACAAAUUGAUGCCAGAAAGAAGCUAAGUAAAGUUGUAGAGAAGCGCUUUCCAGAUGACAGACUCCUUUUGUUAGACACUCAGCAGGAGGCAGGAAUGCUGCUCAGGCAGUUGGCUAACCAAAAGCAACGGCAUCUUGCUUUUCGAGAUCGGCGGGCCUACCUAUUUGCUCAUGAUGCUGACUUUGUGCCUAAUGAAGAGAAUAACUUGGUGGGGACCUUGAAAAUCUCAGGCUAUGUUCGUGGACAAGCUAUGGAUGUAAAUAGCUUGCUGCAUAUCAUUGGACAUGGUGAUUUCCAGAUGAAACAGAUAGAUGCCCCCAUGGACCCUUUCCCUUUAAAUCCUAGAGUGAUCAAAUACCAAAAGAACCCAGGCGUGGCAAUGGAGAUUUGUACUACAGAUGCUGUAGCUGAUAUGGAGGAAGACCUUAAAGUCUUAAUGAAAGCAGACCCUGACAGACAAGAAUCUUUGCAAACAGAGGUUAUCCCAGAUCCAAUGGAGGGGGAGCAAACCUGGCCCACUGAGGAGGAACUGAGUGAGGCAAAUGAUGUCUUGAAGGAAAAUUCCAAGGUGGUAAAGAAGGUUCCCAAAGGAACAUCCAGUUACCAAGCUGAAUGGAUUUUGGAUGAGGAUGGUGAAAAUAGUACAGAAAGAGAUGAAUAUGAUGAUUUAGAGCAUGAGAAUUUCAUGGAAGAGGAAUCUCAGGAUGAGAGUAGUGAAGAGGAGGAAGAGGAGGAAUGUGAAACUAUGACAAUAGGAGAGUCUGUGCGUGAUGAUCUGUAUGAUGAGAAAGUGGAUGAAGAGGCUGAGGAAGAAAUGCUGGAGAAAUAUAAACAAGAAAGACUGGAAGAGAUGUUUCCAGAUGAAGUAGAUACGCCCCGUGAUGUAGCUGCUAGAAUUCGAUUUCAGAAAUACAGAGGCCUUAAAAGCUUCCGCACAUCUCCAUGGGACCCUAAGGAAAACCUUCCUCGAGAUUAUGCUCGGAUUUUUCAGUUUCAGAACUUUACUAAUACUAGGAGACGCGUCUUUAAAGGAAUUGAGGAAAAAGAAGCUGAAGGAGCUGAGGUUGGCUGGUAUGUCACACUCCAUGUCUCUGAAGUACCUGUCUCUGUGCUUGAGUACUUCAAACGAGGAGCACCCUUGAUCGCGUUUUCUUUACUGCCUCAUGAACAGAAGAUGUCAGUACUGAAUAUGGUAGUAAGUCGGCAUCCUGGCAACACUGAACCUAUAAAAGCUAAAGAGGAGUUGAUCUUCCACUGUGGGUUCAGGCGCUUCCAAGCCUCCCCUUUAUUUUCUCAGCACACUGCAGCGGAUAAACAUAAAUUUCAGAGAUUCUUGACUGCUGACAUGGCCCUGGUGGUGACAGUGUAUGCCCCCAUCACUUUUCCUCCCGCAUCUGUGCUGCUUUUCAAACAGAACAGCAAUGGAAUGCACAGCCUCAUUGCCACAGGCCACCUAUUGUCUGUAGAUCCAGAUAGGAUGGUCAUCAAGAGAGUUGUUCUGAGUGGUCAUCCUUUCAAAAUUUUCACUAAGAUGGCAGUGGUGCGUUACAUGUUCUUCAACAGAGAGGAUGUGCUGUGGUUUAAACCGGUGGAACUGAGGACAAAGUGGGGCCGCAGGGGACACAUCAAGGAGCCUAUAGGUACUCAUGGCCAUAUGAAGUGCAGUUUUGAUGGGAAGCUAAAAUCUCAGGACACAGUACUGAUGAACCUCUAUAAACGAGUUUUUCCCAAAUGGACUUAUGAUCCAUAUGUACCAGAACCAGUACCUUGGGUGAAAAGUGAGAUUUCUUCAAAAGUGCCAGAAGUGGACAUGGAGUAAUGGAUUCGGUGGGAUUCUGUCUCAUUGUUACUAGUUAGCAACCUAGGGAGGGAACCUACAGGUUGUAAUUGGGCAAAGUUUGUGUCUACUUUAGCCUAGAAGUCUGCUGUCCCUUUUUGCAAAAGGUUUUUCUUUGCCUUGAUAAGGUGUCUCAGAUAAGUAUGGAUGUUUUUUGAUUGCUACUUCAUCCAAAAAAACUAUUAAAUCUUACUGAAAUACACACUCUCCAUUAGGAUUUUGAAAGCUCUCUAAGAUGGGAAGUUAAUUGUGACUAGGAAACAAAAUUAACAAGUGUCUGGAGACACUGAACCCCAUUUCUUCCUUAUGAAUAAACUAAACAAAAACAGAUUGAUAAGGAGUUGGCCUUUCAGCCUGCUUCAUCCAGGUUACGGAGGUUAAGUCUACAUUUCCACCACUGAGCACAACACAAAUGUUCCUUACUUCUGGGGAAAUCGUUUGAAAAUGCUGAGACAGAACAGCAGCCACUCCAACACCAGCUGUAGGUUCAAUAAGCAAUUUCAUCCUCUCCCACACCAGUUGGGUUGCAUACUGUUGGUAGAGAAGGGAGUAAGAAUUAGUGAAAUGGGGGGAGGAAAGCCUAGUUGCUGGGCCUUUUCAAUUAAAGCCUAAUUAGUACAUGUAUGUACAUAUGUACAUAUAUACAUACAUGCUUGCCAAUGAAGAGCUGUGCUUUUUCAUUCUAACUCUGCUACUGUUGAGGGCUCUCCCAAUAUCUCAGGUACCCUCCCCCAUGUCAUGAGUCAAGUCCCCAGUGGAUGAGUUGCUACUUAUAAGAAGUAUCUUUUGGUUAAAAAGUUAUUACAUUAUUUUGUUAACUUUCUUUCCUGUUGGCGCCUUACCUUGAUUUCAUCCUCUCUGACAGUGAAGACUUCGUCCACGAGGUCCCUUAUAAUAGGCCAGGUAUUUAAGCCAAUGCUGGAUUUGACACCAUCUGCUAUGGUUUCUGGAGGAUAGGGGUUGGGGGUCAGUUCCCCUUUCAGUUUGGAUUGGUAGCAGUCAUCUGCAUUCAAGGGUUCAGCAGCAUAUACCUUCACACUAGGUCUCAGAGCCUGGGAAGAGGAAUAUUAGACAUGUCACCAUCAGCCACGUGUUUUGCCUGCAUGCCUGCAGUAAAAGAGGCAGUACAGGUAACACAUUUCUAACCAGGCAAGAGCCUUCUCUGUGAUAUGUAAUGAAAAAUUACUUUAAAGCACUUAAAAUUGUGUGCCUAAUAAUGGCCUUCAUUUGCCUAGGUCACAUGUGGUUCUAUUGGUAACUUGGGAAAACAGCCCCUGGCGUGAACAGAAGGUUGGUGAGAAGGAAUUGAGGGAAAGGACUGAUAGGGUGCUACUCAUUGUAAUUGCUUUUGUGCUGUAAAGUCUCAGAUUAAGAAAAAUCAGAUAGUGUGGUAGAGAAGAGUCUUCAAUCUCAAGUGCUAAGAAAUGAUGGGAAGGAACAGCAAUUCAGGGGAAAUGUUAAGCAAGUGCCACAUUAUACUAUGAUGGGAAAUAAAACCCUCUGUGCCUAAA